Molecule: messenger RNA, 501 nt
Organism: Anopheles darlingi
Lineage: Eukaryota; Metazoa; Arthropoda; Insecta; Diptera; Culicidae
Exons: 2
Coding region: 85-459 (124 amino acids)
Source: RefSeq, a predicted model, not a curated record
UACGCCAUAAACUAGUACUCGUUGGGCCGAAGGUCCAGUGUCCAGUUCUAGUUGACCUCCGAUAGGGAACAGCAUCACAUCAGAAUGUCACGAAGUGGCGGUUCGGUUUGCAUUCCUCUACUGCUCCUCCUUCUCCUUGCAUUGUGUUCGUUGGUCUCCACAAAACCAAUGCUAGAUCAGGAAGGCACCUCAAAGAGUGAGGAAGGACCGAAGGAAGAGCUAUCACAGGAAUCGAAAGCCAUCGCUCUCAUCCACCAUCUCACCUAUCUGAUUGACUACCUUGUGCGUUACGUACUGGGCGCUAGUGACCGCAAAACGCCUCAGGAUGCCGCAGACUACUACCAGUCCGCGCUGGUCGAGGGGAAGGACGAGAAUGGACAAACCGGUGCCCAGUACCGACCGAGCAAAGAGCGUGCCCAGCAGGAAAUGCAAAUCAUAGAUCAGCUGAUGAAAAGCUAGGUCUAGAUGCCCAAUACCACUACUACUACUAACAUCGUUUCA